AUUUUGGAACAGAGACGUACUAUAAAUUAAGAUCUCGGCAGCCAGAAUCAAUUCCAAAGCAGCACGGCAACAUCACAAACUCUAUCAAUGGGGUCGCAACUGAGCUCCUCACGAGUCAAGGAGUGUCGUCCGAUUGCCACCUCCUCCACAGCAGCAGCUUCAGAAGAAACAAGGACACAUGUGAUGAAGAUCGACGGCUACUCAAAGCUCAAGCAGCUGUUCAAGAGCGGCCACUACACGACCUCUAUCCCUUUCAGUGUGGGAGGCCACGAUUGGGUCGUCAAGUACUACCCAAACUCUUCGAGGCAAGCAGCCGGCUACGUCCCUGGUUACAUGUCCCUCUACCUCGUUCUUGCCUCGGCUGGUGCAGGAGAUGUGAGAGCGAAAGCCCGGUUCAGCCUGCUUGACAAGGAUGGGGAGCCGGUGGCGUCGUGCAGCCAUGAAGUCCCAGAACAUACAUUCAGAGGCAAAGAUUCAGGUUGGGGUGUCGCUAACUUUGUGAAGCAAGAGGAUUUGGAGGGGUCGGCGCAUCUGAGAGGCGAUAGUUUCAGGAUCAGGUGCGAUAUCACCGUUGUGGCGUGGAUCCGUAGCAAAGAAACGAAGGGAAAGAAGUGUUAG
This is a messenger RNA of Brachypodium distachyon (stiff brome), 618 nucleotides long. Its product is annotated as BTB/POZ and MATH domain-containing protein 1. Lineage: Eukaryota; Viridiplantae; Streptophyta; Magnoliopsida; Poales; Poaceae. Gene Ontology annotation, biological process: protein ubiquitination. Bases 88 to 618 code for a protein of 176 amino acids. Gene Ontology annotation, molecular function: protein binding. The transcript has a single exon. The record is from RefSeq and is a predicted model, not a curated record.